This is a messenger RNA of Magallana angulata, 3826 nucleotides long. Its product is annotated as purine nucleoside phosphorylase-like. The coding region runs from base 97 to 1068 and encodes 323 amino acids. Lineage: Eukaryota; Metazoa; Mollusca; Bivalvia; Ostreida; Ostreidae. Gene Ontology annotation, biological process: nucleoside metabolic process. Gene Ontology annotation, cellular component: cytoplasm. The record is from RefSeq and is a predicted model, not a curated record. Gene Ontology annotation, molecular function: purine-nucleoside phosphorylase activity. The transcript is spliced from 6 exons.
AAAGCAAACGAUCUUCGAUCGUGAAUUAAUUAGAAUAAAGAUGUAGUGAUCAGCUGACCAGUUGCACUCAUUCAUAAUUUGACCUUAUUAGUGAGUAUGGAGGCUGAAAAGAUGUCGGAUACAUCCUUUAGCGUGGCUAAAUUUUUGUCUAGCAAGAAGUCAAUGCUGCAGAGUUUAUUCGAUAAAUUUACAUCUAAAGGAGAGCAGGAAAAUUCUGUUGGACCAAGUUUUGAAGAGGUCAGCUCCAUAGCUCAGAACAUUUUGGGUCGUGUGAAACACCGUCCCAAGAUCGGCAUCGUGUGUGGGUCAGGUUUAGGCGGUCUAGCGGACGAUGUUCAGGAUGCUGAGAUUCUUCCAUACAGCGAAAUACCGACCUUCCCAGUCAGUACAGUUCCAGGACAUAUGGGAAAGCUGGUGUUUGGUAUACUGGAGGGUAAAACCGUGGUGCUAAUGAGGGGAAGGUUACACUGCUAUGAAGGCUAUCCUAUGUGGAAGACCACAAUUCCAAUCCGAGUAAUGAAGGCUCUUGGGGUAAAUACUAUAUUCCUGACAAACGCAGCCGGUGGCAUCAACCCAGACUUUAAUGUUGGCGACAUGAUGAUUAUUCGGGAUCACAUAGAUCUUCCUGGCUUAACUGGCGAGUGUGUUCUUCGCGGAGCCAAUGAUGAGAGAUUUGGACCUCGUUUUCUUGCCACAGUUGAUACUUAUGAUCCUGAGCUUCGAGCUACCUGCAAAAAGGUUUUCCAAGACCUGGGUCUGAGUCAGCUAAUGAGAGAAGGAACCUAUGUCAUGAUCGGGGGACCGACGUUUGAAACGGUGGCCGAGUCAAGGUUAUUGAAAGCCUUUGGGGGUGAUGCAGUCGGUAUGAGCACCGUUGCUGAGGCCAUUGUGGCCCGACACAUGGGGAUGCGGGUGUUUGGCCUCUCUCUGAUCACUGACAUGUGCUGCCUGAGCUAUGACACUGCCAACCACACCACCCACGAAGAAGUUCUUGCCAUUGGUCAGAAAAGAGCUGAGGAUCUGAAGGCUAUCAUCAUGCGUCUUCUGAAGGACACAACUAUAGAAUAAUGAAGGACAUGGUUUUUAGGAGUUAGUGAGCCAUUUGCUGGAUUUUUGGGUUUUGUAAUUUUAUUUUUUAGCUUGUAUUUUACCACCUAAUUCCUGUCUUCCCGAGAGAGAUUUUUCAAAAGACCAGGGAAAACAUAUACAUGUACUUGCUUUUUUUUUUAUUUUAUAUGUAGAAUAUUAGUUUUAAUUACAAUUUUUUGUUAUUUUUUUUGUUAUAUUGCAUGUGCUUAUAGUUUAUUCAUGUUGACCUAGUACUUUUAUUUAUUUAACAUCCAUUUCCAUUAAAAUAUUUAAUCCCAUGUCUUUCAUUUUGCAAUUUUCUUCUCACAUGACCAUAUCAUGAUUUAAGAUAAGAACAAGUAUUGGCAUUUAUACACUCAUUCCUAUGAUAAUUUUUUGCAGUUUUCAUUUCUUUUUUACCAGCACAUUGAUUCCAAGCAAAAAUAAUUGGUAAAGGGGUAUGCACAUGCAAGUUUUUAAGACACAUUACUGCAUAUGGGUUCUGAAUUGUUGAAACCAUUUUGCCCAUAUCUUUUGCCCUUUACUUUAAAAUGCAUAAGUUUCAGUAUAAUUAAGAAUAUUUACCUACCAUCUCCUGCAUAUGCAGAAUUUCAAUAUUUUUAUAGGAGAGGAUUCUGUUUAUUUACCUUUCUCUUUUUUGUAUGAUUUUUGUUAAAAUCUUAAAGCUGUAUGAUCCAAUUCAAAGUCUUAUGAGAUAAACUGUGAAUGAUUGUUCUGUGAUGUCAAAUGUCAAUCUGCAAGUUCAUAGCAAGAAAAAGCAAGAAAAAAUGGUACUAAAGAAUUCCCUUCCAAAAAUUUGGUUUAUUUAACCAAAAACAAAAUGUUCAUUACCAAUAUUUGAGAAUAUAUCUUCUAUUGAUUUAAUUAAGGAAAAGAGUUCGGUUUUCUUUCAUACAAUUGUAAUAUAUUUUCCUCAGGCAGAACAAUACUGGGUUGAACUGAAUACCCUAUUCAUUAAAUAAAUGAGAAACUCUUUAAUUAUUUUCAUCUCAUUUGAUAUUAUUAUGACUUUGCAGAGUUAAAUACUGUUUACUAUGAUGGACCUUUUAUAAUUUUUAAAAAACGUUCAUAGUUAUGUAAAAGGUUUUUAUCAAUAUUAAAGAUAUCAAAUUUAUUUUUUAAGGAGGUCAGGCAAUAAUGCAUUUUAUCAGACCAUACACCUUUAUUUAUUAGUCAUUACAAAAACAAUUGCUUAGUGGUCAUCUAUCAAUCAUAUUUAAUCCAGACCAAAUUUCUUCUUUUCUUUCCUUAUAUAGUGCCAUAUCUUAAUUCAGACAAGGUACUUGACAACAAGCUUAGUUAGUCAAUCAUCAUUUGCUAAAAUUUCUGUCAAUAUAAUUAUUUUUUAGUAAUGGUGUUUUUAUUUGCAUUAUUUUGCCCAGAAAUUAAUAUAAAAUCACUUUAAUCAAAGUCCUGUUGCUAUUGUAUGGCAGUGCCGAAAUUACAGAUCAUUUUACACUGUGAUAUUAAUCUAACAAUUAUUAAUUAUUGCAUUGUUAUUGAUAGAAAGGUUGAUGAAAUUUUGAUAUAAAAUUAUCAAUUUCAUGUUUUCCACCAGUUAAUGAUAAUAAGUUAUUUGAAUCUGUUUCUUUUUAUAUAUAGAAUCAAUGUUUUUUUUAUUGUUACUUAUGGUAUUAUAAAGUCCAGGUGGUUUUGGACAUCUUCAGAUAUUUAUGCGACUACCAUACAUAGUCAUUAAUUUGUUUUUGUGUAUGCAUGUAUCAAAAACUUUUUGUGUUAGCAGAGUGAUGCAUUGUAAGUAAAAAAAAAAAUAGAACAGUAAAUUCCUUUCUCCUGUUAGCAGGGUUGAAUAUUGUAUCAAUUUGAAAAUGAUGGAUUUUGUGCUUGCUUGCAAAUUUUCUAUUAAAAAAAAUGUACUGUAUGUGCACUUGUAAUGCUGGUAUGCAUAAUGUAGAUUUUUUUCAAUUCUUGUUAUAAUGGGAUGAAUUCAUUAGGUCCCAAAUUUGUGUAGAUCUACAAAUUUUCAAUGAUCCUACUAAACAUGUUCCUGAUAUAUGCUUACAAACUUCCAAAGGAAUAUUGAAUGAUGUCAAAUUCAUCUGCAUCAUGAAAAAUGCAAAUUUUUUUGUUUCCCUCUUUUUUUUUUUUUAAAAAUUAUGUAGUCAUACUUUUUGUAUUCAGUGCAAUAUUUGAAGAUAAGGGGACAGCCAGUACUCUAUGUAUGAGAUUUAUUUGGUUAAUUACAUAACAGAGAAUGCAUCUCAUUUUUGACUUGUGUAGCAAUGGAAUGCUUACAAAACUUUCUCUCUCUCAGGAAACUUCAAUAUCUUGUCAUAUCAAGUGUUUCUAUAUCUAUAGAUUCUCUGAAUCUCAAGCGUUCUAUAUUAAGAGAGCACCGUGGCAUUUUCUUAUUAUUUGUUUCACUUCCUCAGUUAAUAUCUCAGGUUUAAUCUCUGAACAAGCAAAAUAUUAUUGGCAUAUACUGGUACAAUAUUUAAGGUUUUGUAUGUUUCUUCCUAAAUUUUAUCCAUUUAAUCUAUAUAAACUUGCAGAUAUUUAAUUAAUAUUUACACAGACGUUACGAGUUAUGUACAACAUUUCAUAUCCAACAGUACAGCUUCACAAUGUUAAGGCUUAUUGUAAUGUUCCUCACACUUGCACAUUAAUAUGAAAGCCUUAGCAUUAUGGAGAUGCAAAGAGUGUAAUGACCGUUAACUUUGGAUUGUUCAGAAUUCUAUUGUUAUCCAUCAAUAAAAAAGACACAAUGGUACAUAAA